AUGAGGCCUGUUCCUCCCCCUUGACGUAUUUGUCCACAUUCAAUUCUGCAGGAAUUGGCUAUGCCUCACAGGUCAUUGUCAUACUUCUGAACUUCUACUACAUUGUUGUCCUGGCUUGGGCCUUGUUUUAUCUCUUCAGUUCGUUCACCAUAGACCUUCCCUGGGGCAGCUGUGACCAUGAGUGGAACACAGGGACCUGCAUGGAAUUCCAGAAGGUGAACUCCACUCUAAACGUGACGAAUGAAAAUGCCACUUCGCCUGUCAUUGAGUUCUGGGAGAGGAGAGUGCUAAAGAUUUCCGAUGGCAUCCAGCACCUGGGCAGCCUGCGCUGGGAGCUGGCUCUGUGUCUGCUGCUCGCAUGGAUCAUCUGCUACUUCUGCAUCUGGAAAGGGGUCAAGUCCACAGGGAAGGUGGUGUAUUUCACGGCCACAUUCCCAUACCUCAUGCUGAUAGUUCUGCUCAUCAGGGGAGUCUCCCUGCCGGGGGCAUCCCAAGGAAUCCUCUUUUACCUUUAUCCAGACCUCAGUCGCCUCAGAGACCCUCAGGUCUGGAUGGAUGCAGGCACUCAGAUCUUCUUCUCAUAUGCAAUAUGUCUGGGAUGCCUGACAGCUCUGGGCAGCUACAACAAAUACCAUAACAAUUGCUACAGGGACUGCGUGGCACUCUGCUUCCUCAACAGCGGCACCAGCUUUGUGGCCGGCUUUGCCAUCUUCUCCAUCCUGGGCUUCAUGGCGGAGGAGCAGGGUGUGCCCAUCGCCGAGGUGGCCGAGCCGGGGCCUGGCCUGGCAUUCAUCGCCUACCCUCGGGCUGUCGUCAUGCUGCCCUUCUCCCCGCUCUGGGCCUGCUUCUUCUUCCUGAUGGUUGUUUUGCUGGGACUGGACAGCCAGUUUGUCUGCGUGGAGAGCCUCGUCACUGCUCUUGUCGACAUGUACCCCAGCAUCUUCCGCAAGAAGAACCGCCGAGAAACCCUCAUCUUGCUGGUGUCCGUCCUCUCCUAUCUGGUUGGACUGGUGAUGCUCACAGAGGGUGGGAUGUACGUCUUCCAGCUCUUUGAUUACUACGCUGCCAGUGGCAUGUGCCUGCUCUUUGUGGCCAUCUUCGAGACCCUCUGCAUCGCCUGGGUCUAUGGUGCUGAGCGUUUCUACGGUAACAUUGAAGACAUGAUUGGGUACCGGCCGUGGCCAGUCAUCAAAUACUGCUGGCUUUUCAUCACACCUGCUGUGUGCGUGGCAACUUUCCUGUUUUCUCUGAUCAAAUACACCCCGCUGACCUACAACAAGAAGUAUGUGUACCCGUGGUGGGGAGACACCCUGGGAUGGCUGCUGGCCCUCUCCUCCAUGGUGUGCAUCCCGCUUUGGAUCAUCUACAAACUCUCCACCAUCAAAGGCUCCCUCAAAGAGAGACUCCAUCAACUCACUUGCCCACUUGAGGACUUGCCUUCCAGGCCGGGCACGGGACAACCUCUUCCUUCCACCAGAGCUGGCCUCCUAACGCUGACAGAGCUUGAAUCUCACUGCUAGGACCAGUGCGGCUCUCCCUCCCCCACUCCAGGAUGGCUUUUAUACAGCCUUUACCACCUGUUGGAUAACACAAGGAUUCUUCACUCACCAAGGAGAGAGGGAUUUUUGAGCUGAGCUCCCGUCCUUGGAAGAUUUGAAGAGAUGACGAAAAGGCUACCAUGGAGAUGGCCUUCAUGGGUUGUGGAGUUAGCAAUGCACCUUAAUCCUCUCCUUGGAGAGCAUUCUAAAUCAA
Tinamus guttatus (white-throated tinamou) is the source of this 1752-nucleotide messenger RNA. The record is from RefSeq and is a predicted model, not a curated record. NCBI's taxonomy places the organism in Eukaryota, Metazoa, Chordata, Aves, Tinamiformes, Tinamidae.